Molecule: messenger RNA, 102 nt
Organism: Alternaria arborescens
Lineage: Eukaryota; Fungi; Ascomycota; Dothideomycetes; Pleosporales; Pleosporaceae
Exons: 1
Coding region: 1-102 (33 amino acids)
Source: RefSeq, a predicted model, not a curated record
AUGUACAGUCAAGAGGUCAAGGGAUUCCAACAGCAGAAGGAGGAUCAAAUCAGGAUGAAAGCGAGUGCGCAACAGCAGCAGAAGAGAAGGGGGUGGCGGUAA